UGAUUGCUCUUUCUUUGUAGUUUUGAAUACCUUUUAAGUCUUUUAGAUAACAGUUUUCUAUUUCAAAGAAAAAAAAUGGGUUGCAUUCAAAUUCUCUUUGUUUUACUCUUUUCACUCUUUUUGGCUAAAUGUCACUCCAAACAAGAAGACUUUCUUCUCUGUCUUUCCAAAUACUCCAAAAACAACACUACACAAAACAUUUACACCCCAAAUUCUCCAACUUAUUCAUCUAUCCUGGAAUAUGCCCAAAAAAAACCAAGAUGGUUGAAUUCUUCACAUCCCAAUUUCAUUGCUUCCCCUAAGGAAGAAUCUGAAAUCAGGCCUAUCAUUCUUUGUAGUAAAAAAUUAGGCCUACAAAUCAAGAUCAAAAGUGGUGGCCACGACUAUGAAGGCAUAUCUUAUCGCUCUAAAUUCCCGUUUGUUAUGCUUGAUUUAAGCAAUCUUAACAAAAUCAAGAUUGAUUUAAAUGAAGAAACAGUUUGGGUUCAAACAGGGGCGACCAUCGGCCAACUUUACUAUGCAAUUGCAAAGAAAAGUAAAGUUCAUGCAUUUCCAAGUGGUGUCUGUUUCAGUAUUGGCACUGGUGGAAUCAUCAGCGGUGGUGGGAUUGGCGCAUUGAUGAGGAAAUUCGGCCUGUCAGCUGAUAACGUUGUAGAUGCACGUGUGAUGGAUGUGAAUGGAAAAAUUCUUGACAGGAAGAUGAAUGAAGAUUUGUUUUGGGCGAUAAGAGGAGGCGGAGGAGCAAGUUUCGGUGUUAUUCUAGCAUGGAAACUAAAAUUGGUUCGUAUUCCAGAGAAGCUUACUGUUUUCACGAUUCGUAGGAAGUUAGAGGGUAACCUAAAUCUCCUCCAAAAAUGGGAAAACAUAGCACAUCAACUCCCUGAAGAUUUGUUAAUCAGAGUUAUUAUUCAAAAUGCUGUGUCCUCUGGAGGAAAUGAUACAAAAAAGCAUGUGGAAUUCUCAUUUCAGGCACAGUAUGUUGGACCUGUUGAUACGUUAAUUCCUCUGCUUAAACAGUACUUCCCUGAGUUCAAUUUGGAGCGAAAAGAUUGCUUUCAAAAGACUAGUAGUGCUGGUGCGGAGAAAGAAUGCCAUGAAGUUUCCUGGAUUCAGUCAAUCUUAUAUUUCUAUUUCAGAAAACUAACUGAUGCCCCUGAAACAUUGCUAGAAAAGAGUAUUCCAACAAAGAAAAGUUACGACAAAGGGACGUCUGAUUUUGUGAAGACUCCAAUUCCAGAAAGUGGUUGGGAAAUGAUAGAAAGACUGUUCUUGGAAGAAGAAAGUCCCCAGAUGAUCUUUGAGCCAAUGGGUGCGAAAUUUGAUGAAAUAUCAGAAUCCGAAAUUCCAUUCCCUCAUAGAAAAGGGAAUUUGUACAAUAUUCAGUACUUGAACUACUGGAGCGAUAACAGUGAGAGUAUAUCAAGCCAGAAGAUAGGAUGGAUGAGGAAACUUUACAAGGAAAUGGAGCCAUAUGUUUCAAAUUCUCCAAGAACUGCUUAUCUGAACUACAGGGACCUUGAUUUUGGGACAAAUUCAGAGGACUACAGCUAUUCCAAGGCCAAAAUAUGGGGUCAAAAGUAUUAUAGUGGCAACUUUGAGAGAUUGGCUAAAGUUAAGAGUAAGGUGGAUCCCAACAAUUUCUUCAGAAAUGAACAAAGUAUUCCACCUUAUUCUACAAAUUGAAGAGUCCUUUUACUCACAUCUCUCAUAUUAUUAGACAGGCCAGUUAGUGCUUGUGACACAUUGUAAUAUGAUAUUACAAAGAAGUUUCAGUUUUAAAUAAAAAAUGUAUUGCUCU
Molecule: messenger RNA, 1798 nt
Organism: Solanum pennellii
Lineage: Eukaryota; Viridiplantae; Streptophyta; Magnoliopsida; Solanales; Solanaceae
Product: berberine bridge enzyme-like 22
Exons: 1
Coding region: 76-1683 (535 amino acids)
Molecular function (GO): FAD binding; oxidoreductase activity
Source: RefSeq, a predicted model, not a curated record